Penicillium brasilianum is the source of this 3771-nucleotide messenger RNA. The record is from the annotation of a GenBank genome assembly. NCBI's taxonomy places the organism in Eukaryota, Fungi, Ascomycota, Eurotiomycetes, Eurotiales, Aspergillaceae.
CGCUGAUUGGCCAGCGAGUUCAUCCGCCGAUCGUUGGAAUUGUCUCCGAACGCCUUUCCGCUUUCCACAGCCCUCGCGUCCUCUUCUUCGCUCUGCUACCCAGCUACGACAAAAUUCAAGCCAUUGACUGCGCCGCUGCCUGGCGCAUGCCACAUAUGUUCCAGAAUUGAGGUUCUUGACUGCGCUACGGGAAGCCUGCGACCGAAAAUCCACACCUUCGGUCGCGACACUACCCCAGAGUCAUCGAGCCGGGUGCCUGAUUAGCUCUUUCCCGAUCACAGUGGAUAGGGUUUUCACCUUUCGUGCAUUUGACCGGUAUUUAAAGGCGGGCCACUACAUUUCUUGCCAUUAAUCCAUAGCCAUGGCAUCGCUUGAGGAGGAUGAGGAUCGCGACCUGGCAGGCUCCCAGGACGGCAGCUCCGACAAUGAGAUGGAAGAUGCUAUGCGCGGCAUAGAUGACGGAGAAGGGGACAACGAGCCGGAUGCCGAUGUCGAUGGCGAUCAAGAUCAGGACCAGGAUCAGGACCAAGAACCAGACAGCCCUUCAAAUGCCAGCCAGGCUUCAGAUGGUGCGGGUUUAGCUUCUCAGCCCAACCAAGACACCACAAACAUGACAUCCCCGGGGAAUGCAGAGAACUCCGCACUAGAGUCAUUCUCAAUCUACCAUCCAAGCGUUCGCCCCGAGUGCCUCACAGCCAAGACCUACGACAUUGUCCCUACCACGGCCGCGCCACAUAGUACGUCCAUCAACACCAUAACGGCGACGGCAGAUAUGCGCUGGGUAUUUAGUGGAGGCUCAGAUGGAUACGUGCGCAAGUUUAACUGGGCAGACUCGAUCAACAGUAAGCUCAUGUUGACGGUCGCGCAACGCCAUCCUUUUGUGGAUAGCGUGGUAAAAGCUGGAGUCUACAUGACUUACUGGGAAAACAUGGACGGAAACAAUAUAUCGCCGGUCUACUCGUUGGCAUGCCAAAGCGAAGGCAUGUGGCUGCUUGCGGGCUUGGAGUCUGGGACCAUCCGAUUACAGACCCUCCGCCACGACGAAGGCAAAGACAUAGCGCUACUUCGACAGCAUACCUCGGCUGUCUCAUCAUUGAGUCUCACCUCCGAUGAGCAAUCUCUGCUGUCGGGAAGCUGGGAUAAACGGGUUUUCGAUUGGGACUUGAAUACGGGGCAGGCCCGCCGGGCAUUUGGGGGAAGCGCUGGUCAGAUCUCUACUGUGCAAAUUCGACCCGAAUCUUCCCUGCCCAUUCCAUCUGAUACGAUUGAUUUCUUGCAAACAAAUGGUACCUACUCGUCCAACUAUGAAGCGACCGGUACGGACAACUUCAAUGCCAUGGACACCACUCAAGAUGCUGGAGAAGCAGGCGCCCCUGAGAACCCGCAGGCGGGUUCCCCAACAGAUUCCUUGUUUGGAGGCGCAGAUUCUUUAUUUGGGGAUGCAGAUGGGGGGGCAGCGGAUGGCAACGAACCGUCUGGAGGCGUAUUUGGAGUCGACGAAGAUGAUGAGUUUGGCCGUGCUCUUGCAAAUGGCGUUCUCGCCGAUGCUGGCGCGACUGACGGAAUGGAUGCCAACUUGCCACAGGCUGAUUCCGCGUCACAAAUGCAGGCCGCACCCACAGAUACAAAUGCCAACCCUGAUGGAUCUGUUGUGACACAAGACGCGACGAGGGAUAUUCCGCCCGACGCGUCUGAACCCGUUGUCAAUGGACUUCCAAAGGCUGAAGACUUGGAAGCCCAGUCAUCCGGCUAUGAUAUCUCGCAGGCUGUACAGACAGAGCAGACGCCGGAGUCGGACACUACAUUUUUGGCUGCAUCUAUGGACGGUACAAUUCGAGUGUGGGAUCGACGACAGCCCGAUCCAGUAGCUCGAAUUACCCCUCGCAAUGUUCCACCCUGGUGUAUGAAUGCAUGCUGGUCUCCAGAUGGAAACUAUAUAUAUGCGGGACGAAGAAACGGCACGGUAGAGGAAUACAGCCUCCACAAAGGCCUCAGGGAAUCUGAACGAACAUUCAAGUUUCCUCAGGGCAGCGGUCCAGUCACAGCUCUCAAGGCGAUGCCGAAUGGCCGCCAUCUCGUCUGUGCCUCCCACGAUAUUCUGCGUCUCUACGACCUGAGACACGAACAAUCUUCCCGACACUCGACGGUGCCAUUCUUGAUCAUUCCGGGCCACCGCACCGGAACUAUCUCCCAGCUUUACGUUGACAACGCCUGCCGCUACAUGAUCUCCACCAGUGGGAACCGUGGCUGGGAGGGGAAUUCCACGGAGGUUCUCUUGGGAUACGAAAUUAGUGUGCCUCAAUGACCUGGACUAGCCAAACCUUCCGAUGCUGCCAGUUUUUGACCCCGAUAUCCUCCACGACUUGUACGAUCUUUGAGUAGUAAAUAAUAAAUUAUCACUGUACUGUGGUGGGCCGAAUGUUACGGCCAACCAUCAAACAAAAUAGAUCCAAUUGAAGUGACUAUUGUGCAUGUGUCCGUGGAAACACUAGAUGAUAUCUCAGAUGAUAAUGCAUAGACCCAACGCCAUGAUCCAGACCGGUAUCGCGUAUGUACAAGUAAACCUUCGUUGCUUCAAGCCCAAGUAGUCCCAAGUAAAUCGUUACUCAUAAAAGAAAUCGUCGUCAAAUUCUAGCCCUUCACAGACUUCAUGUUGCUGCGCCCGCCAGGCUCCAAAUAGCGGGUUUCCAGCCCAUUUAACCUGACCAUCGCGAUCGUUUUCGAAAUAUACAUAUCCUGGCAACUCGCCAGUUCCAUCAAAGUCGGCCGGCCCAAUCACAAGGUUGCCAAAUCCAGGUAGAUCAGCAUUGGGCACGUGGGUCCGGGUCUGGACUCGUCCGCCAUCGACAUUAUUGACAGUGAUCAAGUAGACAGGUGGCAAGGUCUCGUCACGAUCUGGACGGAGAGACAUGGGAGUCCAUGCCUCAUUGGCGUAGGACUCUGGGCGACUCCAAUCGUGUAAAAGUGGAAGUGGCUGUGAUAAGAUUACCUGAUCCAAUUUUUCCGUGUCCAUGAUCAAGCCUGGAGACUGAAGGUAUAAUACGCUAUCGUAUUGCAUGAACUGGAUUUGUCCCAGACGCAGCAGUUUCGUGUCAGACAUUGUGUAUCCAGCGUUGAGGGCGACGCUGAUAUCAAUCGGUAGCAGCCAGAUACCAUAUUUGAUGCUGGCAGCGCGUAAGAUGGACAAGGCUAGCGAGCCAGCCUUUCCAAGGCUUUUUGCAGACAUGCGAUCCCACUCUUCGGGAUACAUGAACAGGCGAUCUGGGAUGACAGAGCCAUUCGUGGCGAGUUGUUUGAAAAAGAGCACAGCGGAACAGAUAUCAGAAGGGUCAGGCUUUGACAAUAGCUGUAAGUAUGCAUAAUUCCCCUUUGAGCCCGAGGCAACACCCCGGCUUCCUUGAAGCACUUCUUGAUCGCCCGUUAACCCCAGAUCCGAGUCUGAUAGACCACGUUUGUGCGCGGGCUUCUGGAAUGUCGAUCCGGAUGAUCCGCGCCCUACAAUCGGUGGACCAUCAGAAGACUUGCGCAGUGCAUGCUGAAUAUUCUUUACCGAAUUUUGUUGUAACACGUAGCCCGAAACAAACAGUAACAAAGUAAAGAUGCCGACUACCCCCAUCGACACGAUUGCAGAGACGGUCGAGGAUGUGAGGAGCACCAUUGUCGCGGGAUGGCAGGCGACAUGGAAGGAAUGGAAUGGAUGGAUGAGAUUGGAAUGUCAACCAUGCAUGACGGCCCGUAGACUCUCUUUUCGAUGUCUCGGACGCAGCCUUG